GGCAAUCCCCGUGUCAAAGCUGGUCGAUCAUGGAGAGAUAAUUGCAGGGCCAAGCGAAGGGAGAGGGAUGGGGGGUGGGAGGCGAUCAUCUCGAAUACCGGUAAACUCACCAUGAUUAUACAUCCCCAUCCACCAUGCCAUCUGCCAUGCAAGAGUGGCGACCCGUCUGCGAAUUCACAGGUUACCCGAAAAAAGACCCCGGAGCCGUAUCCGGCAGGGUCGGCACUGGGUCGCGCAGGGCAGAAGCGUACGUUAGGUUCGGUAUACAAGAGAAAAGAGAGAAGAGGCGGUUGCACGCAUUGUUCCACACAAACCGCCGAGGACUCAAGCGUGCAUCAUCAUCACCGAUCUUCAGCACUAGCACUCCCGUCGCGGCUAUGUGAGCCUGGUCCAUCAGUCGAUGAACGCACGUACGCUCCACCGCCUUGGACCUCGCGCCGUCGAUCGUCAGGGGUGGUAAAACGUCAACUCCUGCAGAUCCGGCUUCGGCUCGCCGGUCCUCUCCCCACGGGACCACGCGCGGCAGUUAGUCUGGCAUCUGUUGGCGCCCGAUCUAUGCAGCCAUCCUCGCAGACAUGGGGAUGUUUCUCUGCGGAGCUGGCAAGCCUACGUCGCCUCUCGAGAUCGCGCACGGGGGUGCCGUCGAGGAAGGCUUGGCCUGGCCAGACCCAGCUGAGAACACCCCGGCGAAGUUUCUGGGUCGGCGGGUAUUACGGACAUGGACGGACGGGACUCGCGUUUCGAUUUCGCCUAACGUCGCGCCAAGCUCCUCAGGAUCGCCGUCGCAGCGCGCAGCACACGCUACCGACUCCGAGACAGGUGUUACAGGACGGUGUUACAGGAGACGAAUCGAGUAUUCCUGACUAAUCCGCCUGCCCGUGUUGUUAUCACGUGAUCCUACACAGAAUUAGCACUCUCAUAAGCACACCUUUGCCCAGGCGCUAGCACCCAGUGUGUGCACUGCGCCCA
Messenger RNA from Durotheca rogersii, 969 nucleotides. RefSeq lists its product as uncharacterized. NCBI's taxonomy places the organism in Eukaryota, Fungi, Ascomycota, Sordariomycetes, Xylariales, Xylariaceae. The transcript has a single exon. The record is from RefSeq and is a predicted model, not a curated record. Bases 112 to 867 code for a protein of 251 amino acids.